Molecule: messenger RNA, 2120 nt
Organism: Trichophyton rubrum CBS 118892
Lineage: Eukaryota; Fungi; Ascomycota; Eurotiomycetes; Onygenales; Arthrodermataceae
Exons: 2
Coding region: 287-2062 (591 amino acids)
Source: RefSeq, a predicted model, not a curated record
GGGUGGAGGGCGGACUUUCUGUCCUGCCUGCCUGCCUGUCCUCUUUGGCUUGUCUGAUAUCUUUCCUGCCUGGAUUCUCCAGCUGUCUUGUCAGGACAUAUCAAUAUCACAUACACACUCUCUCUCACACAAUCCCCCUUUUAUUUCAUUCAUCUCCUUCACUACACUUCCACACUCCUAUACACACACUAUCGUGUCUCUCCUAGCUGGGUCCGGACUGCUCUCUCUUGCCUGUCUCUUGCACGCGCAUCUCUUCCUUCUCACCAGUCCGGAACCGCAAAGAAAGAUGCCUCCUCGCAUCCUCCGUCCGCCUCCUCGCAGACGCCCUGAAGAGCCAACGCUAAACUGGCCUUUUCCAGAAAACACCCCCGUGAGCCCGCAGGCCCUGGACCAGGCCGACCGUCUGCAGUGGCUCACCUCGAGCAACAGAGGCUCGGCUGGCUACUCGGACGGCGGCGGCAUGCCGUCCAACUACGGCCAGCCUGGCUACGGGUCAGGCCUCGCCACCUCCAGGCGCCAGUCCACGGAAGCGUAUCCUGGCAGCUACCAGUACGGCCUGUCUUCUCCUCAGAAUAGGCAGCGAGCAAACCCCCAGGUGACGACCGGCUACCUUGUGCCGUAUCCAAGACGGCAGAAUGAUGGUGCCGACAGCAACAGCGGCAGUGCUAAUAAUACCACUGCUAAUACCAACGCCAUCAACACCAUCCACAGCGGCGGUUUCAACUAUGAUAGCUUGGCCAGACUGCAGGGAUCCAGUCCGCCUGACUUGACCAGUCUCGCAGAGCCCGUUCCCAGCUUCUACCCGCCAUCCGUACCUGAUGUGAAUGAUACCAACCAGGCCUUCAACCACCCCAUGGGUGGAUAUCAGGCUAUCAAUGAUGCUAUGGUCAGCACCCAGGCAGGGCGGCCUGACUACGACACCCCUGACCUCAUGUUGGGACAGCAGCUCGCACAGAGACAGGCAAGCCAGGAGCCAGGAUCGUCACUUGCGUUCUCUGCUGCAUCGCCUACAACGCCCCAGCAAGCUCACCAGGAUACCAGACCCAUUCUUCCAUUAGGGCCAGCGGGCCCGCGAUUAUCUGCUGGUGACAUACAUGAGAUUAUGGGUUCGGCCAUGGACUUUAGCUCCUCUCCAGAUGCGCCCCAGGAAUCAGAAAUGCAAGAUCAGGACCAGGACCAGGAUCAGGACCAAGAUCAGAGCCAUGGCCAGAGUCAGAGUCAGGGUCAGAGCCAGGACUCAGAGACAUUCGGCUACUCGAUGAACCCUUCAUUAGCGGUGCCAACAACUCCGGCCCAGCGUCGCCGUAGUGCCCAAGACAUGGCCUCUUCCGAGCACGAGUCUGCUCCUCACCAAGGGCAAAUAGGCAGUGAUGGCCUGACUCAACGCCGAGUCCGUAUGAGAACUCUGCGUGUAUCUCCUGCAUCGUCUACCCAGCAACCGUCUCCAACUGGUUCUCAAAUACAGCCUAAUCCAGCAGCCUCAUCUGCUGCCAGCACCGCUACUUCCAGCCCCCAGAGGCUACAAGAGCCUGUUUUUACCGGCUACAGACCUCGCUACACCAACGACGAAAUCCUCAACUCGCAGCACCUUUCCAGCUACCUGGCCGCUAUGAACAGAGGGCUCGCGAGAUCCAUGAGUACGGAUCAACGCCUCCAGAUACUCCGCCAGUACCAACGUCGGGGGCAACUUGGACAAACACCUACCAACGUCCGCCCGCCAGCGCCGAUGAUAGGGCUGGAUGUCGAGAUCGAUGGCCGCCCGGAGCCCAAGGAUUCAGCUAGCCUGACGGUCAAUAUGGAAUGCAAAGUAUGCAUGACACAGCUUGUUGACACCGCGCUUAUCCCCUGCGGUCAUGCGGUUCUCUGUAGAUGGUGUGCAGAGCAGCAUAUCAUGCCGAAGCCGGGACAAAUUGGCCGUGCAGCGCCGCUGCCAACCUGUCCCGUGUGUCGAACGACAAUUAAACAGAGAGUAAGCCUCCGCUUUUCCCCCCUGUGUUUCUACGCAAGAUGUAACCAAUUGGCUGACUGUUUCAAUCUGCAGCUUCGGAUAUUUAUCUCCUAGCCGCCGACGUAGUCAAAACUAAUUAACCGAACAGUCUUUGCCUGUCUGCCUUUUUUUU